AUGAAGGACAAAGUGUUACGUGCAGCCUGGGCGAAGAAGAUCAUCUUUGACGGUAAAGUUAUUACGUUUGCCAAUGACAUGCCCACGGAGAUAAACAAUAAAAUGAAGGAAUACAAGGACAUUAAGAAGUCUCUUAAAGAAGCAAAGAUACGCUUUCAGACACCGUAUCCUGCGAAACUGAGAGUCCAUUGGGAGGACGGCCCACGCGUGUACAAGACAGCGAAAGAGGCGGCGGAGGACGCGAGGAAGAGGGGCCUUUCUGUGGAGAUCCCCCGCUCUUCAGAUACGGACUGGGAGCAGGUACUCACUCGAGAUACGCAUUGGAACAAGGCUGGGAACACUCAUACUGAGCGAGUACGGGAAAGACUGCGUGUGUUUCAGAAUGACUAG
This is a messenger RNA of Knipowitschia caucasica, 390 nucleotides long. The record is from the annotation of a GenBank genome assembly. Lineage: Eukaryota; Metazoa; Chordata; Actinopteri; Gobiiformes; Gobiidae.